UGGUAAAGUAACAGAAUAAGAUUGAAAUUCUAAGCCUAAUACACUUAUUAAUUUGCUAGUUAUGGUUGAACCAGGUUUAUAUAAACCCCUUCAACUAGAAUUCAUCAUCAACGAAUCAUAGGAGCAAAACCACAAAUUAAUUAAAGAUGCAGCAGAAUCAUGUGUCUAGAGUUUUCAUGCAAGGAUUUAUCUUCCUUGUGAUUGCUUUAUUGGCUGCAGGAUCAGGAAGCAAGGCCAAGACCAGAAGAAGCAUCUUGGUUGGAGACUCCGAAGGUUGGCGCGCUGGCACGAAUUACACUCAAUGGGCCGUCAAAAAUAGUCCAUUCCACAUAAAUGACACAUUAGUGUUCAAGUUUCCUCCACGGGGCAAUUCGACCAUUGUUCCGAGUGUUUACUUACUACCAAACAUGUGGAGUUACAUGACAUGUGAAUUUAGAGGAGCAAAGUUGCUAGGGAGUGCAGUUCAAGGAGUUGGAGAGGGCUUAAAGAUUGAGCUGAAUCAGUUGAAGCCUUACUACUUUGCUUCUGCUGAAGGGAAUGCCUAUGAUUGUAUUGCUGGACUCACCAAGUUCAUUGCUGUUCCAUCUACACGUUCCUUUUAAUUUAGCCCAAUGUGUUUCACACCCUCAUGCCAUGGUCUAAUUAAAUCAAGUUAUUUCCUUUUAACAUAGUUGAAUUCAAAAUAUACAAAUAAAAUGGAUGGUGUGAAUCUGUUUUUCUUUCAUGUAAUACCAAAAUAAAACCUUGUUUUUUGAGUUGAUUUGUGCGACAUAGAUAAACAUGAUGUUGUAUUUUUGCUUAUGUUAAUGUUUUAGCUUUUAAAUAAAACAUGAGUGGGUGAGUAUCAUUUGUUUAGGGCCAGUCCAAAUUGAGAAGGCUUACUUGUUGUUCAGCUUUUGAUAAUUUUAGUAUGUUUU
This is a messenger RNA of Vicia villosa (hairy vetch), 917 nucleotides long. RefSeq lists its product as uncharacterized. NCBI's taxonomy places the organism in Eukaryota, Viridiplantae, Streptophyta, Magnoliopsida, Fabales, Fabaceae. The transcript has 2 exons. Bases 147 to 602 code for a protein of 151 amino acids. Gene Ontology annotation, molecular function: electron transfer activity. The record is from RefSeq and is a predicted model, not a curated record.